Messenger RNA from Lycium barbarum (goji berry), 2308 nucleotides. RefSeq lists its product as uncharacterized. Gene Ontology annotation, molecular function: transposase activity; DNA binding. Gene Ontology annotation, biological process: DNA transposition. The coding region runs from base 131 to 1852 and encodes 573 amino acids. The transcript is spliced from 2 exons. NCBI's taxonomy places the organism in Eukaryota, Viridiplantae, Streptophyta, Magnoliopsida, Solanales, Solanaceae. The record is from RefSeq and is a predicted model, not a curated record.
GUUAGAUAAAAUGUUAAGACACUCCCAAACUUGUUUCUCCCUUCCCGCUUCUUUUUCCUCAUGUUCCUUUUUUUCACAAAAACCCUAGGUUUAUUUUAUCAAGUUACACCAUAGUUGAAAGCUCAGGACAAUGAUUUUACGAACAGAAGGUGGUACAGCUCCUCUCUAUGAUUCUAUACAUGAUGCCUCAAAAAUCAGCAUCAAAGUAACCCACGGUGGUGUUAUGAAGCAUCAGCCUAGAAGACAUUAUUCUGGGGGUCAUGUCCAAUUCAUUGACCAUGUUCAUGUUUCAGAAAUAAAGCUAUCACAAUUCAAGAUUAUGGCUGAGAUAUGUGGAUAUGGUAAUGAUUUAGUCGCAUUUUGGCACAAGUAUGGUAGGCUCGGUGAAAAGAUGAGGCUUGUUUCAACUGAUCUAGAGGUUAAUUUAGUAUCCAAGAACAUCCCUGAAGAUAGAGUAAUUGAGGUUUGCUUUGAACAUUUAGACUCUUAUAUUGGAAUGGAUGUCGGGAAAUACUUCAAUGCAGGACAAAAUAGCAAUGGUUCAAGUGAACAUCAACAAUCUGCUAUAGGUACUACUAAAGAGGGAAGGGCUGAUUGUUCUUCAAGUAGUGACGAUUUUGAAGACUCGAAUAAUGAUUUUUCAGAUGAACAUGAUAUCUUAGGAAGGAGUGAAAAUGGGGAGCAUAGAUAUGAAGUUAGUGACGAAGUGCGAAAAAAGAUGGCUCGUGAAGAUGGAGAUUCUGAUUGUGUUAACUCUGAAGGGUUCAAGAGCCUAGAAAGCGAUUCUAAUUCCGACAGUAUGAACUUUCCAAAGUUCAAUCCAAAGACGGAUGGGUUGUAUCCAGUCUUGGCACUUGAAUUGAUAUUCAAAAGCAAAAAGGAGUUCAAGGAAGCUGUGACAACUCAUGAAGUCAAUCGAGGGAGGUAUAUACAAUGGCGCAAGAAUGAUAAAGAAAGGAUGCGAGCAGUUUGUGUGAAACAUCCAGAUUGUGACCGGGAGAUUAUGGCUUCUAAAAUGUACAGAGAUAGUACUUUUCAAGUAAAGACAUAUAAUCCCAACCACAAGUGCAAAAAUUGGAAUCAUAAAAAUAAAACCAUUACAUCUUUGUUUAUAGCUAAAAGAUAUCUUGAUGAAAUAAAAGCAAACAGGAAUUGGAAGAUCUCUGAAUUUAGAGAUCAUGUUAGUGUUCAGUUACGAGCACAUGUGACAUUAUCAAAAUGUAGAAGGGCAAAGAAAGAGGCAAUUGCAAUGAUCGGUGGAGAUAUCUCUGAUCAAUUUAAGUUGUUGUGGAACUAUUGCAAUGAAAUAGUAAGGACAAAUCCAAAUACUUCCGUUUAUAUGAAGUUGGUUGAAAAUGAGGAUCCCGGCAAGCCUAAAAGAUUUCAGAGAUUCUACAUUUGUUUUAGUGCUUGCAAGGAAGGGUUCAAGAGUGGUUGCAGAAGGAUAGUCGGAGUAGAUGGUUGUUGGCUGAAGGGCCCAAUGCAUGGGACUCAAUUGUUAACUGCCAUUGGGCUUGAUCCGAAUAAUAAUAUCUAUCCGAUAGCGUAUGCAAUUGUGGAGAAAGAAAAUCGCGACUCAUGGGGCUGGUUUCUGGAUCAUCUUAAGCUUGACUUGGAGAUAGAUGAUGGAGCUAAUUGGACCUUCAUGUCAGACAAGCAAAAAGGUUUGAUAGAAGCAUUUAAUGAUGUAUUGCCAUUUGUCGCUCAUCGAUUUUGUGUGAGACACUUGCAUAGUAAUUUUAAGAAAGCAGGAUUUAGUGGUAACACAUUGAGAGAUGCACUUUGGAAAGCUGCUAGUGCAACAACAGUGAAGUGGUUUGAUGAACGCAUGGUUGAAAUAUUUAAUUUAUAGCAAAUUUCACUUAAUUCAUUAUGUUAAAAUUGUGUAAGGAUUUUCACUUAAUUCAUUAUAUUUCACAGGUUAGAAGAGGUCCAGUUUGUGCAGUUUUUUGUGGCGAUUGCACAAUAUAGUUGCUGUUUUUUGCAGUUUGGUUGCUGAAAUAUUUUGGGCAGUUUGUGCAGUUUUUUGUGGCGGUUGCGCAAUAUAGUUGCUGUUUUUUGCAGUUUGGUUGCUGGUUUCAGCGGUUUGAUGCCCAUUUUGGUGUUUUAGUGCUGCAACUUGGGGAAGUUUGGUGCGGCUGCUGUUUUUUGCAGUUUUAAGCUACGUUCUGCACAAAAACUGCUGGAAACAGGGCAUUCUAGUUCAAUUUAGUUGCUGGUUUUUGAAUAUUUCUCCAUUUUUAUGCAGUUUCAUUAAUGUAAUGACUAUUCAUUAACGUGGAAAUAGAACUACAUUUUUUGCUCAUAA